GAUGAUAAGCAGAUAAUCAAAGUGCCGCAUUCAUAACAUGGAGUACAGCCAAGCCAGCAUAGCUGCUAAACCCCCCCUCGGGAGGAAAAUGAAAGGUCUUGCCCCACCUCCACCCCAGGCCCCUGAGCCUGCCCCGCGGCGCAUAUUCAGGAACGCGGUGCCCGACGGGGGAGGGAUUGGAGCCACGGACGCCAAGGAGAACAUGCUGAGAGCCUCCGUGGAUAUACACCUAACCUUGCCACAGGGAUACAAGACUACCAUUACAGAGAAUGGCAGUAAGGCGUUGAUGGACCUGUUGGUCGAGCUGUGCAGCCGCUACCACCUGAAUCCAGCCCUGCACACCCUGGAGCUGCUGUCCCCUGAGGGCCACCCACUGGGCUUCAAGCCCAAUGCCCUGCUGGGCUCCCUGAACGUGGCCUGCGUCCUCAUCAAGGAGAAAGUUUACGAGGAGAAAGUGGCGCGCAGACCUGCACCCAAAGUGCCAGAGAAAACGGUGCGUUUGGUGGUGAACUAUCACCGCAGCCAGAAAGCAGUGGUGCGGGUCAAUCCAUUGGUACCGCUUCAGACUCUAGUACCGGUCAUCUGUGACAAGUGUGAGUUUGACCCGGCUCACGUCUUGCUCCUGAAGGACGGUGUCAGCCGCCACGAGCUGCCGCUGGACAAAUCCCUGACACAGCUGGGAAUCAAGGAGCUCUACGUACACGACCAGAGCCUGGUUCUCCAGCCUAAAAUGGCUUCUGCUCCUGCUCUAAACUACUCAGAUACCUUCCGCUCAAGCACUUCCAGUUUGGGUGGAGCAGAGAAGAAAGGCCUGCUGGGAAUCUUCAAGUUCAACAGGAGGAAAUCCAAGACUGAGGUGGCAUCUAUGGACAUGGAUAACACUGAUGAUAAAGUAGCAGAUAAUACAGAUAGACACUCCAAUGGUUUGUCCACGGUGUCCGUAGUCCCCUGUAUAGAGAUUCGGCCCAGCACCUUAGGCCAGUCCCAGUCUGUCAUGAACAUCUCCAGGAUGUCCCCCAAGACUGAGCCCAAGAAGAGAAGGGCCCCAGUCCCACCGGUGGACCCAACACCCCCCCUGGGAUAUUAUAGCUUCGAGGGCUAUCAGGUGGACCCUGGCUCAGAGAGCCAGCAGAGAAAAAGAAAAGCUCCGGCUCCCCCUCCCACACCCAUCUCCAUCACCCCAGGCCCAGACGACACUUCAACGUCAACUACGCCCAACCCCGACAGCUGCGUUUCUGAAACACCUAAAGCCGCCUCCUGUACCAAGGCAGUGCACACAGCCACUGUGUCUUCCACCACAGUGGUAACGGCAAUUGCUGUCUCCCCGACCGUCAGUGCGGCAACCAUGGCAGCAUCCCCCAAAACAGUUGCACAACCCAGCCCUGUGUUCACCUCCACUCCCGUCCCAAGCUCCCCAGCCCCCAGUAGCACUACAGCCGACAGCCUGGCCAUCCAGGAUUCAAGCUCUGAAUUCAGCCACACUAUUGACGACUCAGACAGCAGCUCAGAUCCAGCCGGUUCCCUUUGCAGCACCAGCAGCUGCAGCAGCAGCAGCAGAGUGGAUGUGUCAGCACUAGCGAGGGCCCCGCCCACUACAUCAGGCUCCGCCCUCAGCAGCCAGACAGAGCCGUCGGAGCAGGCGAGCAGCGAGGCUGACCAGUCAGACCAAGAGACGGCCGGUGACAGCAGUAUGGGGUCAGAGACAGAGUCGGCCCUGAACCUCAAACUGGAAGAGGUUGAGAAUAACAGACACAGUGCCAUUGCCUGGCUCCAUUCUCUACGGAGGUCCGUAGCAGGUAGCCGGACGCCUGAUGCUGAUGUGGCCAAGGAAGAGACUUUGUCAAUGGGCAGCAGCAGCGGUGGCAGCAGCCUGCCCGACCAGGGCUACGCUGCGUCAGAGAGCACAGCCGAGGGCGAAGACUCGGGCCUGGUCAGCUCUCCAUCAGACACCCAACCCACAUCCCCAGAUGGGAGCUUGUCUCUGGAUGGAAGUAGUGCUGGCGGAGGAGGAGAGAGAUCACUGAGACCAUUAAGAGACAAUUCAAGUGACAGCGAUGAAGGAUGUGCCACCUGGGGAUCCCGACACAGACAUAGUGCCAUCAGCCUAAAGGAAAAGUCAGGCAUAAUAAAGGACAGCUAUGACGGGGACCAUGAACUUACAGCCCAAAUUAAGCAGACCUUGGCAGAUUUUGAGGCUGAUUUAGACAUAAUGAAUGUGGAUGUAGUCAACAGGAAAGAGAUUCCUGACACUUUAUCCAUUGAGAGCAAUGAAGUGCCUGUGUCUCUGGUGGACAUGGACAUACCAAUCACAGCCAUAGACGAAGUGCUGGAAGAGUAUGGGCAGAACACAGCGAAGGAAGAGACAAAGCCACAUGUCAGCACCCAGUCAAAAGACAGCACAGGUUCAAACUUAUGUUGCCAAUUCAGUGGAGACUUGGAGAACAAAAACAACAAUGCUUGCACGGCUGGGGAAAACAAUAAAAGCAGCAAUGUAAAUACACAGCAGCCUCCUCAGGCUGUGCAGCACAGGAAAUCACUUGCAAACAAGUCAGUGGCUGGUGCAGACAAAACCAAGCAGACUAGUACAACUAGGACAAAACCAGAAGACAGGACAAUGACCAAUAACAAAACUGCUAAAGAAGAAAAACAGACAACCGCACCGAUAAAAAGUGGUGAUGUGCAGAAACAAAGUGAGAAUGGUCUGAUUAAAGCUGCUCCUGCAAAAAGCAGCUCUCUCACUUUUCCAGAGAAGAAACACAAUCUUACACAAACCGGUCAGAAGUUGGUCUCUAAAGAGGAGGACGUUCCUGUGUACAGAGUGGGCCACAUCAAUACCAACACUACCAGCUCACACAGUAAGAUCACUCAAAGCCCCACAUCACGUUUUGGUAUGAAAACCUUCACAGUGGUCCCUCCCAAGCCCACUGUCACAGGUGCAGUCAAGGAAAAGCCAGCCACCCUAACCGUUGGUGCCAUUAAGAUUGAUGACCUGGGAAACAUGGUAAAAGCAGGUAUCUCACACAAUAAACAUGGCAGUUCAUCAGAGUUGGCUGUUUCAAGCAGCAAAGAGUCUCCUCUGCUGGGGAAAGCCAAAGCCUUUUGGAGCUCAACUGAAAGACAGUGUGGUGCAAUAGCUCAUACAGCAAGUCUUUGUGAGAAGACCAAAGAGGAUAAUGAUUACCUAAAAAACACUGCUGUUGCUGAAACUGCGAUGCGAGCUGCCAUCGCUCAUGGCUCGAAUACAGUGCAAGGGUUUUCACAUGGACCAUCAGAGAGGGCCAAACCAAAAGAAAGCACUCAAGAAAAAGUCAAUGAACAAGUGAAAAAAGUCGUUGAAGACACAAAGGAGGAGAAGGUCAAGGUUGGGAGUGGGGUCUCCGUCUCUGAAAACCUGCAGCAGCCAAACAACAAACCUCCCCCUACUAUACCACUUCUGCUCCCAGACCAGAAGAAAGACCUGUCCUUCCUUAAACCAUCUCGGCGAACCUCCAGCCAAUAUGUGGCAUCUGCCAUUGCUAGAUACACCCCCCAUACAUUGGCUAAACCUGACAGCAUCCCUAACAUCCCGGAGUCCUCGGUUUCUCUGAAAACACAGAGCUUUGGCUACCAGAGGGGGGGUCGAUCCAUAUGCAUGAACCCACAGCAGUUGACAAAUUCAUCUUCAUCAGAUAACGGUCCUGUGUCUCAUGCAGCUGGUCCUAAGCGGUCUGUGAGCUACCCUGAAUGUUUCACAGAAGGACCCAGAAGUCCUGAAGAAACGCCGCAGGACCGGGCCAAAUUUGUGCGUCCUUUUGGAUCCACCAACAAAAGCUCUACGGCACUAUCAGCAGAAGCAGUCAACAGUAGGCAUAUUAUACCCAGUAGCCCCACACAGGUGAAUGUGGUCACCUCUGAUGACAAAGCUAAUAUCAAACACAUUCAGGCCCGAGGCCCUAGCCCUACUCAAAACCAGCUCGUACAGUCCUCUCCUAAACAGUCACAGACUACACAGGUCACAGGUUUCAAGAAAGCAUCCCAAGCUCAGCCCAGUACCAACAAAGAAACAGCCAGCACAAGCACCCAUCCAGUGCUGGGUAAGAAACCAGAACCUUUCGUCACCGUGUCCAGUGGCAGUGUGCUCCCGGAGCCCCAGCAGGUUACAGUCUUUGGGCCUGUAAAGAAGUUCAGACCGGUGAUCUCUAAGUCGGUUCAGAAAGAGACAUGUCUCCAUAGCAGUCUGAUGGAGGCCAUCCAGACUGGAGGAGGCAAGGGGAGGCUCAAGAAGCUAUCCAGUUCCGGUCCCAGCAGCUUAAAGAAAUCAUCUUACACUGAGGAGGAGAAUGAGAGGUCUGUACUGCUGGCUGCCAUUCGAGCCCAGAGCAGCUCUGGGAGACUAAAGAAGACCAAAUCUGAGGCUGCUGACGAGCUGCAGAAGUUCCGGAAGGCUACAGAGGAGGAGACGGAGAAGAAGAGUGGUGUGACUGUGUGUGACUCGGGCCCCCCUGCUUCUCCCCCCUCCUCUUCUCCCGCCAUUGCCCCAUCUCCAUCAGCCCCUAUUGGAGUUCCGCCCCCGCCCCCCGCCCCAACCCAGUUCAAACCCAGCACUGUGGUGCAUCCAGGUAGUAACACCCAGAUGAACGCUGCCUCAGCCAGGGAGGCCAUGCUGGAGGCCAUCCGUACUGGAUCUGCUGCUGAGAAGCUGAAGAAGGUCACGGCACCGACCAAGACAAUCCAAGUCAAUGGGAGACUGGGAACCAUCCAGGCGACAUCCCCCACACUGGUUAUACAGUAACACCAGACACAGGCAGGACCAGAUGGAGCACUUCCUCUGUAGCUCUGAUGGUUUGCUAUCAUUUAGCCCUGGCAGCAGUACGGGUUAUUUGAUCGUUCUGAAGCAGCGUUUUCAGAGGGAUUUUCAAGUCAUGUUUGUAAGAGUUCCUUUGUGCUUUUCGAACAUGUUCGAGAACUUUACAGUGCAUGGCCAAUGGACAGUAUACUCAGAUUCACUAAAAACAACAGUCAUCACAUCCACUGUUUUUCUUUUUAGAACCUAUGUUAGAUUAUAUAAUUAUGAGAGGAACAGGAUUUAGACAUCAGAUGGUUUUAAUUGAAGCACUGAAUUUGAAUAGAACACAUUACUUUUGUGUCACAGUGGACAGUCUUAACACAUAUCACUGUUCUUUACAUAUCCUGCCAUCUGUACUGGAAUUCAGUAGAUGUCCUAACUGGAUUUUGGGAAGUUGUGCAAAGCAUGUGCCAAUAUUUGUCCUUUUUUUUGUCUUUCUUUUUUUUUUUUUUGCCAAGCAUAGAAGCAGAAUCGUUUGUUUAAACAAUGAUAAUUUCUCAUUAAUUUCUUUUCUUUUCUUUUUUACAUUUGCUUUUUAACACACUUAUUCCCGAAGCUAUGGAUGCCUUAUGCUGUUGCUCAGUCAGUGUUAUGUAUAUGAUGUUUGCUGUAAAUAUUCCAUAUGGUGUGCAAUAAGCUAGAUCUGAUGAGGUCACCAGAUCUUGGCAACUGUUCAACACAUUUAAAAUAAUUGACAUUAUAAUAGCAUGUUUGAUAAAACAUAAUUGAUAUUAUUAUAACAAAUUUUUAGGCACACUUUCAGGGAGAACAAAGUCCAGCUCAAAUAACAAUAUUAUAAUUAUUAUUAUUGUUAUUUGCUAAAAUAAUAAUAAUUACCGAAAGGGUGAAAUCGCGGAUACAAGCAGCUGAAAUGAGUUUCCUCCGUAGGGUGUCUGGGCUCAGCCUUAGAGAUAGGGUGAGGAGGUCGGACAUCCGGAGGAAGCUUGGAGUAGAGCCAUUGCUCCUUCGCGUCAAAAGGAGCCAGUUGAGGUGGUUCAGGCAUCUGAUUAGGAUGCCUCCUGGGCACCUUCCUUUGGAGGUUUUCUGGGCAUGUCCAACUGGGAGGAGACCCCUGGGUAGACUCAGAACUCGCUGGAGGGACUGCAUGUUAAGUCUUGCCUGGGAACGCCUUGGGAUCCCCCAGGAGGAGCUGAAGGGCAUUGCUUGGGAGAGGGUUGUCUGGAGUGCCCUACUUAGCCUGCUGCCAUCGCGACCCGACCCCGGAGAAGUGGCUGAUGAUGAGUUGAGAUGAGAUUAUUUGCCCAGACAUGGACCAUAAUGCCAACUUCUGCAUAGUUAUCUCUAUGGAGGUCCACUGGUGGUGAUGGAUUAGUGCCUGUUAGCUUAUUCCACCCCACCUUUGGUUUGUAGCCCUUAUUUAUGCUGCUUUUGUAAAAAUCUUUUAACUUUACUCUCACACAGCGGACAAAAAUAACCAUAUAGAUAUUCAGGAACAGAGUAAAUUGGGUUGAUUUCAACAUUUAGCAGAAAACAAUAUGUAUGCUUUUGAUUUUUGGCAUACUACACACAGAGUGAAUUUAGGACCAAUGUUUUCCUUCCUUGGCAUUUGCGUGUAUGUCAUCGAAGGUACAUUAUUAAUGGACACCAAUCACAACAAUAUCACAAGCUAAGAAAUUAGUCUGUUAGUCUAGAUGAUCUGCAGUGUGUGCAGAACUGCUAUAAAACUCAGACUUGCUUUAUGAGGAUGUUUCAACUCUAAUUGGAUGCAUCUAUCCAUGGAACCAAGUUUGGAAUUUUGUCUCGGUACAUCCCAUAAUUGCUGCUGAAUAUGUAAAGCUUGACAUGAAGUGGUGGUGAGAAAGAAGAGAGUACACUGAGAUUAAACAUGUUAAUGCAUGAGUGUAGCAUGGUAGCUCUGAAUCAACUUUAGAGAAGAGACCUGAACGAUGCUGUAGACACUUUUAUGAUCCAUGUUCAGGUUUGUACUGUGCACGGCUGCCGCUACAUAUAGUCAUGUUCUGGGACACAUUCUAGUGCUGCACACAAGUGAAGGCAGCAAUGUCCCUCGUUUUGUCGAGCCGUAUCUGAAUUUUUCCUCUGAUUUACUUAAAAAAUUAAAAAACGGAUGACAAUAUUGUACCUUUUACUCUGAGAAUGAAAACCUUAAGAUCUUAUUUUUCUCUGGUCUUGUUUUCCUGGUUCCUUUUAUUUUUGCAAUAUGUUAUUUCUCUCUCUCUUUCUCUCUUUCUCUCUCUCGGUCUCUCUUUCUCUCUCUCGUUAGAGCACAAUUUCGUCAAAGUAUUGUAUAUAUUUUGUAAACUUCAGAAAAAUCAUCCCACUUCUAAAUUUAGUUCAAAUGACACUUUAAUAGAUUAGAGUGAAAAUUUUAUAAGCUUAUAUGUUUUAAGUGCAUUUUGUUUUUGCUUUUUUGUUUUUUGUUGUUGUUUUUUUGAGGGAAAGAAUUUCACAGCUGUUAUUUUUGU
Lampris incognitus (smalleye Pacific opah) is the source of this 7269-nucleotide messenger RNA. RefSeq names its product cordon-bleu WH2 repeat protein (gene cobl). Gene Ontology annotation, biological process: actin filament network formation; actin filament polymerization. The record is from RefSeq and is a predicted model, not a curated record. Bases 38 to 4771 code for a protein of 1577 amino acids. Gene Ontology annotation, molecular function: actin monomer binding. The transcript is spliced from 17 exons. NCBI's taxonomy places the organism in Eukaryota, Metazoa, Chordata, Actinopteri, Lampriformes, Lampridae. Gene Ontology annotation, cellular component: perinuclear region of cytoplasm; plasma membrane; actin filament.